AUGUUCGUGAGUUAUAUCCAUGCUCUCGACACCUUAUGCGACGCACCCAUUAAGACCGGGGCGAGCUACUCGGGCGUUAGUAGAGGGACGUUCGUAGUAGGCGCACUAUACGCAUGUGGAUCAGCUCUUGGAACCACAGGAUACAUAUGGGCAUUCCGAGAACAAUGGCAAGUCGCAGGGAAGGUCUUCGCCGAGACCUGGAUACUCCUGUGGCUCAUGAUGCACAUAUACUAUCUCAUGUGGGACACCGCCACCGCAUUUCUGCCCAUAGGCGCUAUGCCGUUCAUCAUUGUUACGUUCCUCUUCCUGAGCAUUACGAGCGCCAAUGGCCCCUUCGAAGUGACCCCGGGAUUCUAUCGUUGGAGCCAAAGUCUGCCUGCAUUCGAAACUCUGCAGAUGCUUUGGAAUAUGUAGUCCGGGAGCUUCACGAAGCGAGAGAUACAAAGGUAUCAGGGAAUUCGUUAUGAAUGGCAACCUCAAUGAAGCUGUCGCCAAGGUCAAGUUCAUGGAGAGACCUUCAGGCGCAGCAUUUACUUGCGACCCGUGCUGGAUCGACACAAUCGCCCAAGUGCCGGGAUUUGUCCUCAACGGCAGCACUUCAACGCCUCCUGAUUUGGUCUUCCUCUCAAACAGGCUGGGAGAGUCUGAAGAUGGCGAAGGCGCUGUCUUACAAGACGGAAUACAUGUGCUAUGUCCGGAUGCAGGCGUCAGAUAGCCCUGGGUUAUACUUAGGCGAUGGAUCUCUGUUCCAUGGCGACGAAGCUAUUGCUGUGGCCACCGGCCUUAAGUUCCACGAAGUCAGGAAGGAAAACCUGCACAAGGUUUUGCCAGGUAGUCGCAAUCUCUCUGGUCGAACUGCCGCGCGUGACCCUCCGCUGGCUCAGAGUCCAGUCGCGGUGCGAAAGGAAAACAUCAGUCCUGCGUCGCAACCUGUCGCCAGACAGAAAAGCCAACCGUCACGGCCAUCCAGGAUAGAGAGAGCACCCCAGACUUCAAAUAGUUUCCCCAAGGUCCUCGGUGUUCUUUCGCAAGAAAUCGGGGUAAGGUCGGAAGAGCUUGCUAACGACGCGGCCUUCGAGAACCUGGGAAUCGACUCAUUGUUGACAAUUUCCAUCGGUAGCAGACUCAAGGACGAGCUUCAGCCUGAUCUUCCUCUGACGCUAUUCACGGAGUGUGCAACCGUCUCGCAAUUGCGCGACUUUUUCCAGAAAACAGUCGAUGC
Westerdykella ornata is the source of this 1222-nucleotide messenger RNA. RefSeq lists its product as uncharacterized. The record is from RefSeq and is a predicted model, not a curated record. The transcript has a single exon. Lineage: Eukaryota; Fungi; Ascomycota; Dothideomycetes; Pleosporales; Sporormiaceae. The annotation marks the transcript as partial.